Anguilla anguilla (European eel) is the source of this 2067-nucleotide messenger RNA. It is a transcript of the gene prkra, whose product is annotated as protein kinase, interferon-inducible double stranded RNA dependent activator. NCBI's taxonomy places the organism in Eukaryota, Metazoa, Chordata, Actinopteri, Anguilliformes, Anguillidae. The coding region runs from base 220 to 1011 and encodes 263 amino acids. The transcript is spliced from 8 exons. The record is from RefSeq and is a predicted model, not a curated record.
UAUUUAUGUCGUUCCCUAUCUGUUCACACAUGCGAUGCACCUAGCUACUGGAUAAAAUUAAAACCCUGUAUUAGCUAUUUACGCGCAGCUAGCUAUAUUUAGCUAACUUAUUAUUGGGUCUGUAUUAAACUUCAGUAUACAAGCUUGGGCUUGAAAGAACCGCCUUCUCCUUGCCCUGCAAAAACUCCCAUUCAAAUUCUUCACGAAUAUGGCACAAAGAUGGGAAACUUACCCGUGUAUAUCAUGGAAAAGGCUGAAGGAGUAGUCCACAACCCUAGUUUCGUUUUCAGCGUCAAAAUAGGAGAUGUUACCUGCACAGGUCAGGGGCCAAGUAAAAAAGCGGCAAAGCAUCAGGCCGCUGAAGCCGCCCUGAACAUUUUAAAAAUUGAGCCUGGACCGAACCCCAUCCCAAAGAAUGAAGAUAAUGGCGUUGCAGUGGAGUCACACAAUCAAAAUAAUCCUAUAGGUGUUCUACAGGAACUGGCACUGCAGCGGGGGUGGCGUCUCCCUGAAUACUCGGUCUGCAUGGAAGCAGGCCCACCUCACAAGAGAGAGUUCACCAUCACCUGCCGAAUGGAGGCCUUGUCAGAAACUGGAACAGGAAAUUCCAAGAAGUCUGCCAAGCGGGACGCUGCAGAGAAAAUGGCAGCAAAGAUCCAAGCGCUGUCUGGCUGUCCCGAUAUGCCGUGGACACCGAGGCCUACUGUGAGGCUGGAAUGUUUGCAAACAUCUUCAGGAGAGAACAUUUCAAUGCUGAGAAGGAAUCCCCUCAGCAUUCCAAACACAGACUAUGUGCAGAUGAUUCUGGAGCUAUCCAAGGAGCAGGGCUUUGAAGUCACUUACUUCGACAUUGAUGAGCUGACGGUGAACGGGCAGUACCAGUGCCUGGCAGAACUGUCCACCAUACCGGUCACCGUGUGCCACGGCACUGGCAUCUCCUGCGGCAACGCGCACAACGACGCGGCGCACAGCGCUCUCCAGUACAUCAAGAUCAUGGCGUCCAUCAAGUGAACCCGCGGGAGAACCGCGCGCUUCACAAAGCGCUCAUCCACGCUUUCGCCGACUCGCAGACAGGGUCGAGGAAAUCCUGCUGAGACAAAAAGGAAAAAAUAAGGUAUAGUUUCAACAGGGUCAGUUUUCUGGAAAAAAAAGUUGACUGAAUAGUGAUUAAGUGUACUAUUUCUUAAAUUAUGCUUAUUACAGUAAGUUAUUGGACAAUGUCAGUAAGGAGAUGAAAAUGAACCCAGAGUAACAUAGAGGGAAAUUUCUAAUUCUCUCCUGGUUUUACCUUUUUCAGUGACAUGCCCUUUUAUUGUGCUAGUGUGGUGUGUUCUUAGCCAUUGUUUUCACAUCCAGUGUACAGUAACUAGCCUUCACUGUCACAUACCAGAAUUCUUUCAGUAUUUUUUCACGUUGCAGUUUGGAAAAUUUUAAUAGGCCGGCAUAUUAUGGUUGAGAUGUAAUUUUAUUAUGAAAUUUUGUUUUCUGGUUGUUAGAGGAUUACUGAUGAGCUAUACAGGAAGAGGGCAGGCAUUAGGCAGCUUGAGUGUUGGAUGAUGCAUUUCUUUUCAAAAAAUGAAAACAUUACAUGCCUUGGCCAUGAGGAGACAAAUAAUUAAUAAAAAAAAGACAGGAAUAAAUGUCAUAGUUCAUAAGCCGAACCAAAUUUGUGGUUCCAUCUUCCGUUUCACAAGUACUGGGGAAUGGCAUAUGCAGAAGAGUUUAAGUUUUAGAAGUGCUGGAAUUCUGGGUUUUGCUCAGACUUUACAUACUUGGAGCAGUAGGAAUAUCUGCUUUAUCUGUAGAAAUGAGUGAUGAUUCUUUUCAUUUCCAAAUCUUGUGUGGCAUUAUGUCAAUGUCAUUUGCGCUUAUCAAAAUGUAUGUAAUAUCAAACAGUUCUUAGAGUAAUCUGCACCAUAUUAAAUAAAGGGAAAUUGUAUAAUUAUAUAUAAUUGAUUCACUGCACUGCGGAGUGCUGCAGUGCUUCACUUUUUCCUUGUUUUUAACUUAUAAAAACCUAUUUGUCAUGACAGAUAAAUAGGAAGUUGCAAUAAAAUAUGAAAAUUA